This is a messenger RNA of Morone saxatilis (striped sea-bass), 1962 nucleotides long. RefSeq lists its product as uncharacterized. The transcript is spliced from 16 exons. The record is from RefSeq and is a predicted model, not a curated record. Gene Ontology annotation, molecular function: RNA binding; protein binding; metal ion binding. NCBI's taxonomy places the organism in Eukaryota, Metazoa, Chordata, Actinopteri, Moronidae. Bases 141 to 1703 code for a protein of 520 amino acids.
UUGACGCUCAGGAAGUGGACUAACCACCAAAAGAUUCCCGCAGAUUCGAUAUCGAUUGUCCCAAUGUUACAAACGUGUUCACACUGACCUAAACCUUUGAUUCAAUAUUUUUGGUGGGAUAUCCGAGACGAUAAUGCUGGAUGGUUGCGCUCAUGAAAUUCACCAGAGAUAUAUGCAGGCUGUUGGGACUCGGGAGCGGCCCCGCUGUCCAGCAGCAGGAGGAGCAGAUGGACUGUGGUGCCGCAAACUCUGACCCAAGCAAUGAUGCCACUUUGUCACAGGAUGCAUUAAAUGGAGAAGAGGAUUUGAGUGAGGAGGAGAAGGUCAGACGGAGGGCAGAGCGACGUAAAGCCAAGAGAAAGCGCCGUCGAAAACGUAAGAAGCAGGAGCAGGUUAAGCAAAAUGAGAGUGCUGAACGGGAUGAUGAAGACGAGGAUGGAGGUGCAGAGUCUGACCUGGACGACAGCGAGUCAGAAGCAGAAGUUGAUGCUGAAGAGGAGAAACCGAGAGUGCAAAAAGAGGAGGAGGAGGAGGAGGAGGAUGCAGCUGCUUCACACAAUCGCACCACCACUCCAGUCAUGGCUCCUUCAGGAAUCAAAGGACAUCAGAAGAACCCAGCGAGAUCCACGGAAGAGGAGCCAGAGUGGGAUGUGAGCAGUGCCUUCUUUGCUAAUGCUGCUAGCCAUAUCAAACCCAAAGGAACAAGUCGCAAGUCCAAAGAAAACAAGGAGAAUGAAGCCAGGAGAGAGACAAAUGGAACUGACACCAUGACUAAGAAAAGCGCAUCACUGACAGCAGAAAAAGGGAUAAAGCUGGUGCAAGAGGGGCAGUACGCACAAGCAGUCAGUAUGUUUACAGAAGCCAUUAAAUGUGAUCCAAAGGAUAACAGGUUCUUUGGGAAUCGUUCCUAUUGCUAUUACUGCUUGGAGCAGUACCCUCAAGCCCUGGCAGAUGCUGAACGCUCCAUUCAGCUGGCUCCAGACUGGCCCAAAGGACACUUCCGCCAGGGCAGUGCUCUCAUGGGCAUGAAGCGGUACAGUGAGGCAGAGAAGGCUAUGGAGCAGGUGCUGAAACUGGACAAAGACUGUGAGGAGGCUGUCAUUGACCUUUUUAACUGCAGAGUGCUGCAGUUAAUGGAUCUCGGUUUUGAAGAAGGGCAAAGCGUCAUGCUGCUGGAGAGAUUUUCAACUGUGCAGGCUGUUCUUGCAUCUUGUUCUGAUGCUGCCAGGGCUGGGAGCCAAGAUCCAUCAGUUAUGCAACCAGGAAGCCCUUGUCCAUCUCUGUGGGUGGGAAAUGUGACGACUGAGCUAACUGAGAAACAACUAUGGGACCUUUUUAAAAUGUAUGGGGAGAUAGAGAGUAUCCGUGUGCUGCAUGAGAGAUUCUGUGCCUUUGUCAACUUCAAGAAUGCAAACAUGGCCGCCCGUGCCAUGGAGAAACUAAAUGGUUUUUGUAUUGAGAACACACGUCUAGUAGUGCGUUAUCCUGACCGCCGCACUCAGAGGGUCCUUCCUAUUCCACUUAAGACCUGUCUCCCUGUCACACAGCAGGCAGGGGCAGCUGCUGGACCGCGACGACGUGGCCCAGUAAACGGAGACGAGUGUUACUUCUGGAGAACCACCGGUUGCCACUUUGGGGACAAAUGUCGCUACAAACACAUUCCUGAUCAGAAAGGCAAGGACAGGAAGCCCUGGCAGCCUUGAACUUAGCCUACUCUCUGCCCCAGUAGUAUGCAGGAAACCGGGACGCACAGACUGAGCCAAAGGAGCUGGCACUUACUGGACCAGGUUCUAAGGGCUAAAAAUAUUUACUGUAGCAGAAUGGACCAGAAUAGUCAAUGGAUCUUAGCCAACACUCAGGCUUUAAGGCCGGGAUCGUCACACAUGUGCCACAAAAGACUGGGAGUACGAAGGUUUUUUUUUCCUUUUUUUCCUUUUUUUUUCUUUUCUUUUUCUAUUAAGA